This is a messenger RNA of Zeugodacus cucurbitae (melon fly), 635 nucleotides long. RefSeq names its product flexible cuticle protein 12-like. Gene Ontology annotation, cellular component: chitin-based extracellular matrix. The transcript is spliced from 2 exons. The record is from RefSeq and is a predicted model, not a curated record. Lineage: Eukaryota; Metazoa; Arthropoda; Insecta; Diptera; Tephritidae. Gene Ontology annotation, molecular function: structural constituent of chitin-based larval cuticle. The coding region runs from base 71 to 397 and encodes 108 amino acids.
UUGCCCUCACUAAAUCAACAUUCGCAUUUUGCUAGUCACAAAGAGCAUCAUCCUUAAACAAAAAAUCAAAAUGAAAUUCGUCAUUGUUUUUGUUGCCCUCUUCGCUGUCGCCUUCGCCGCCCCAGCCACUCCCGAUGGUGAUGCUCAAGUCUUGCGUCUCGAUACGUCUAACGUUGGAGUGGAGGGCUUCAGUUACAAUUAUGAGACUAGCAACGGUAUCAGCGAACAAGCCACCGGCUCGCUCUUGAACAAAGGUUCAGAAAAUGAAGCUAUCUCUGUUCAAGGCUCAUUCUCCUACAUUGGUGAUGAUGGUCAGACCUACACCCUCAAAUAUGUUGCUGAUGAGAACGGUUUCCAACCACAAGCCGCUCAUUUGCCCGUUGCCCCAGAAGCUUAAGUUGCUAAAUAUUUAAAGCAAAUUGUUUAAUUUUUAUUUACAAAUCCCUAAAAAUUCCCCUCCUUGUAAUCCUGAUCCUAGUCGUCCUACCCGUAACAACUGCCCGGAUUGCUAUUAACAAGGUGUUGUUAUUGUUAAAUGCUAUGGGAUCAGUGUGAUCAGUUGUUAGUCCUUAGUGUAAGCUACCAAAACAUAAAACAAGAGUAAAGAAAAUACUUACACAAAAAAAAAAAACAAA